Messenger RNA from Aethina tumida (small hive beetle), 2965 nucleotides. Its product is annotated as modular serine protease-like. Gene Ontology annotation, biological process: proteolysis. Gene Ontology annotation, molecular function: protein binding; serine-type endopeptidase activity. The record is from RefSeq and is a predicted model, not a curated record. Lineage: Eukaryota; Metazoa; Arthropoda; Insecta; Coleoptera; Nitidulidae. The transcript is spliced from 13 exons. Bases 1374 to 2924 code for a protein of 516 amino acids.
AACAAAUAUUUAUUGUUAAGAAAAAAUCUACACAAUGCGUGGAGAGCAAUUAUUUACAUUUCUAGUCAUUUGCAAUGUUGUGUCCAGCUUUUCAUAUAGAAAUUUGACAAGGACUAAAAGACUAGAUUGUGGUGUGCAGACUCUAUCAACGGUUUCUAGAGACUGGACAUAUGCGAGAACGGCCUACAAACAAUCGACCAAGAGUUACAUCUGUCCGGGAAUGCAGAGUAUCAGAGGAGCACGAGCGAACCCCAUAAGAAACUGCACAGUUCUCAAACAAAACUUGAUUUUGGCUACUGAACGUCAUAAAAACCCAAAGAUAAUAUUAAAUCGGUUAAAUGAUCUCCUGCAAUGGAAUUCUGUUACAAUGCAGGGGACCCAUAAGGCGACUACCCCUUCGGCCUACCAGUGGUUCAGGGAGAUUAGCUUGGUGUCAGGAAAGAGAGAAUUGUAACAUGAAGAGUGGAAUUUACAGAUGUAAGCAAAUUUGGAGUAUUUAGUGAUAGAAGGUCAGUACGAAUCUGGAGACCUCCAAGUCAAAGAAUUAAUCUACGUUCACGGGAUAUGGAUGGUAUUUUUCUAAAAUAGGAAACGGAGCUGUGACUGUAGCAUGACACGACAAGGCUAAAUCACAAAGAGUUGUGAGUUGUCUUCAACUAAUCUGAAUUGCAUAGAAUAUGCCUGGGAUAUGCUUGGAAGAUCAUCAAUUGCUCACCAGCAAUGCAAUAUUUGAAGAAAGUAAUUUUAAAAAGAAUCUUCGAUUUAGUUGACAUAAACCAACAAACUAAUUUAUCGUAUUCGAUUUGAAGAACAGCAAAAGUACAACAGAUACAAGCUAAGGUUCUUUUAGAAGAAGAUUUGGCGUUAAUAUUGCAGUUUUUACAAUGCUUCCAGUGGCAAUGGCAAAAUAAUUUUCUUUGAACAGGCAACUUCCACCAGCAAUGGUGUUCUUAAUAUGCACACGAAUAUACAAUAUUUAUGCUGAUUAAAAACUCUAAUACAAGAAAACUCUCACACAUUAGGAAAUAAACUAGUAGGCUAUGCAUUUCUUCUUGGUAAUUGGAUUGGAUCUGAACCAGCUUGCUUCCAAAUUUCCUCAAUUUUAGAAACACCCUGUAUUUUUAAAAUUUCAGGUUCAAAUGCAAAAGCGAUAACAAAUGUUUGGAAGCUACAAAAGAAUGCAAUGGGAUUGUCGACUGCGCUGAUGGCAGUGACGAGACAGAAAGCUGCAAAAAUAAUUGGUGUCCGGAAUUUGUUUUUCGUUGUGACUAUGGUGCAUGCAUAAAUAAAGAUCUCGUAUGUGAUGAGAAACAAGACUGCAGGGAUAAUUCUGAUGAAACUGGUCCGCAGUGUAUAAAGGAGUCUCAACCAAAAUGCAGGAUCAGUUUCAGUGUAAAAACAACGAAUGCAUAGACUUCAAAUAUGAAUGCAACGGACGAGUGGACUGCACUGACUAUUCUGAUGAGACACCUCAUUGCAGUAGUCAAUUUUGCCAUCCCUUCUUGUUUAGAUGCAAUUACGGUGCUUGCAUUAAUCCCCAACAUAAAUGUAAUGGAGUUAAAGAUUGUGCAGAUAACUCAGAUGAGUUAGAGACAGUUUGUAGUUCCACAACACAACGUUCAGUAACUGUGACGUCCUCUUGGAAUCCUCCGCCUACUCCUACUACAUCUAAACCAACUACAACGACGGAAAGUCCAAUAUUAGAAAAUGGCGAUUGUAUUCUUCCAAAUCACCCAGAAAAUGGAAAACUCGAUUUACUUGUUGGAACUUAUGUACCGUUGACAGUAGUUAUCACUGGGACCUUAGUAACAUUGAAAUGUGAAGAUCGCUAUGGAUCGACUUCCGACAAAAUGUAUUCCACUUGUUAUAAUGGAAAAUGGGAUGAAACGCUGGAAUGCAAACAAUUAUGCAAACCAAUAUCAUCAUCAAAAUCUAUGACAGUUAAAUGCACAUAUCAGGAUAAAACUAAGGAUUGUGAAAAACCUAUUGAGGGUACUCUAUUAACUUUUUCAUGUAAACCCCUUUAUGAAAAUACAGCCACCGAUAGUUGGAGUUAUUGUUCAGGUGGUUAUUGGAGUCAUACACCUAAAUGUACACCAGUGUGCGGCAUAAAGUCUGCACAAUCCAUAGAACUUUCGGCGGGAGGUAAAAAAGCAGUAAGGGGAGACUAUCCUUGGCAGGCGGCACUUUUUAAAAAUAUUGCAGGAUCUUUUGUCAAUAUAUGUGGAGGAUCGUUGUUAAAUGAAAGAAUUAUAUUAACGGCUGCUCAUUGUGUUGUUACUGAAUCACACGAUCAAACAAUUUUCACCAGUGAUGAAAGAGAAUUUAAGGUUGCAGUAGGAAAAUACUAUCGGAUUUUGGACCACCCUGAUGAUAUUUUCGCGCAGAUCAGUAAUGUUUCGAAAAUUUGGUAUCCGGACAGUUAUAGAGGCAGCCUGCAACAUUGGGUUGGUGACAUAGCUUUGAUUCAAGCACAGACACGAUUCACAAUAAAUAAUCACGUUCUACCAAUUUGCCUUGAUAAAUCCAGAAUUUUGACUUUGGAACCUGAUACAGUCGGAAUUGUAACAGGUUGGGGUUAUACCCAACCUGGUGGACAACCAUCAGAUGAACUACGAGAGAUUGACAUUCCGUAUGUAGACAGUGCAAAGUGCAGGACAAGAUUACCCACAGAUUUUGCUAGACAAUACUUUUUACACGAUAAAUUCUGUGCAGGCCAUUACAAUAAAAGUAAGGCUUUAUGUCAAGGUGAUAGCGGUGGUGCUUUGGUUUUCAAACAAAGCGAUGAAAAAUAUUAUGUGAAAGGAAUUGUGAGCAAUGCACCAAGAAUUAAGGACAGUUGUGAUAUUCAACAGUAUACUCUGUUUACAAAUGUUGACAACUACACUGAGGAAGUGAGCAAAUUUAUUAUUCAAUAUUCGUGAUUUUUACUACUACUUUAUAAUAAAUUAAAUUAAACAUAAAA